Messenger RNA from Ordospora pajunii, 2547 nucleotides. RefSeq names its product ribonuclease. The record is from RefSeq and is a predicted model, not a curated record. The coding region runs from base 1 to 2547 and encodes 848 amino acids. Gene Ontology annotation, molecular function: RNA binding; 3'-5'-RNA exonuclease activity. The transcript has a single exon. NCBI's taxonomy places the organism in Eukaryota, Fungi, Microsporidia, Ordosporidae.
AUGUGGAAAGGCAAUGUGAGCGAACGAAGAAUAUCGAAGAGGCUGAAGCUUGCCAAGAGAACAAGGGAGCGGUAUGUAAGAAGCGAUGUUCCCUGUGGAUUUGAAUGCUGUGGAGCAGCUGUAGCAAAGAAAAUGCGGGCACCGGUGUUUGUCAUACCUGAUGCAUAUGUUGCGAGCAGAUACUGGGCUUUAUUGCAGAGCGAUUGUGUGGAGGCAAUCAUAUGCCAAUCUGUGCUUGAAGAGCUGAGUGUCGAUGACAGGAAGAGAUUGAAGGCGCUUGUGAGGGAAAAGCAGUAUAUUUUGUUUUAUGACGAGUUUUGCAAAGAAACGAACGGGCAGGGACUUGCGGGAGUAUUGGAGUAUUACAGAAAGCAUGCAGGGGAAUGCAGAUGUGUUAUUUUGUGCAAGGAUAACGUUGCAGAGUAUGGGAAGUACGUGAGUGAGGAUAUUUCUGAUAUGCUGAUGAAUAGCGAGGAUGAGGAUGAUGCGGAGUAUGAGGAGUAUAGAACAAACCUGGAUGUUUUGUAUGGUGCUGGAGAAGUAUACCGAGGAGUAAUUGAGACGAGUAUGUACAAUUGCUACAGCGGAGUAGUGAAUGAUGGAAAAGUGCGAAUUAAUGUGAUUGGAAAGAAAAGCAUGAACAGAGCACUGCAUGGAGACGAGGUGUAUGUAGAGGUGGUAGAGAAGUGUGAAGAUGAUGCGAUACUUAUUGAUGAUCGGGAAGUGCAAAUGCAAGGGGUGAAUAAUGAAUGUGGAGCCGAUGGUAAGAUUGGAAGUGUAGGCAUGCCAGCGAAUGUUUUAGACACGAAUGGAAACUUAUUUGGAAAGGUUGUAGGGAUAUACAAGAGGAAGACCAGGACAGUGAUUGGGAGUGUACCAAAUGAUGAUUAUUACAAGAUUGGAUCUCGGCAUGUGCUUGUGCUUCCGAUUGAUAAACGAAUGCCAGCAAUACGGGUUAUAGCCCUGGAUGUGCAGAAGCUGAGGGGAAAGAGGCUUUGUGUAGAGAUUGAUGCCUGGAAAAGCACAAGCAAGUAUCCAAGUGGACGUUAUUACAGAUGCUUGGGAAAUGUGGGAGAGAAGGAUGUUGAGAUAGAGUCUGUGCUUCUUGCGAACGGAAUAACUUAUUACGCAAAGAGUUGGGAUGGUGCCGAUGCGGGUCUACAUGCAUUUGAUGAGUGCGAAAGCAUGAGACGGAUCAACGAAGAGGUGUCGAUGGGAUUGAGAGAAGAUUUCCGGAAUUUUCUUGUGUUGAGCAUUGACCCGCCUGGAUGCACAGAUAUUGAUGAUGCACUUCAUUCUCGCUGCCUUGCAAAUGGAAACAUGGAGGUGGGAGUGCAUAUUGCAGAUGUGACGUUCUAUGUUGGCAAAGGAAGUGGCCUUAAUGACGCUGCAAAGGAUAGAUGUACGAGUGUAUAUCUGCCAGAGAUGAGAAUUGACAUGCUUCCGGCGGUUCUUAGCACAAACCUGUGCAGUCUGGUUGAGGGGAAGGAGCGAGCCGUGUUUUCUGUGGUCUGGGAGGUUUCUAUGUCUGGAGAGAUCAUUAGCACACGGUUUUGCAGGUCUGUAAUAAAAUCAAGAAGGGCGAUGAGCUAUGAGGAGGCCAACGGUGUAAUGAAUGAGCAGGGCGUGGAAAGGUGCGAAGUCCGAGAAAGCCUGAGGAGGCUGAACGGGAUAAGCAAGAUAUUGAGAAAGAAGAGGUUUGAGAAGGGAUCGUUGGAUGUGAGCACGAAGGAUGUGAUGUUUAGGGAUGGAAAGAUUGAGUUUAAGCAGAGCUAUGAAACGAAUAUUCUUGUUGAGGAGCUGAUGAUAUUUGCAAACAUAUCGGCAGCAAUGUUUAUGUAUCAUUACUAUCCGGAAGCAUCUCUGCUAAGAAGGCACCCGCCUCCAAAUACAGUUCCUCUAGGCUUUGAGGUUGACACAUCGUCUGUAAAAGCACUGAAUGAGUCGAUACUACGGCUAGAUGGGAAGCAAAGCGAGAUUGCAAAGCGAGUGCUGAUCCGAUCGAUGAAUCAAGCAGUGUAUUUUUUGUCGGGAGAUGUCACGAGCUUCCAUCACUAUGGAUUAGGGGCGGACAUGUAUACGCACUUCACGUCUCCAAUACGAAGGUACGCUGAUAUUGUUGUUCAUAGGAUUCUUGGCCAUAUUCUCAGCACAUCUGGGCAGAGCGAGGAGAGCAUCAGUGGGCUUGGACGAGUAGCAUUUACGCCUAUAGCAAGGCAUGGCGAAGAAGGAACCGAAGAGGUGUUUGCUGAUGAGAGGACCUGCAAGAAUAUGAACCGAAGGCAUCGUUCGGCACAGAAGGCGUCCUGGGAAUGCGAGAAGCUAGCAAUAUAUAUGGCUGUUAGACAUGCUGAGCCGACUGUCGACGGAUAUAUCACGGGGAUCAGGUCGAACGGUGUGAUUGUUUAUGUUCCUGACUACAACAUAGAGGAGGCCGUGGCCUGCAGCACGCAGCUCUGCAUGUUUGAAGCAGUGCGGGUCCGUGUGGUACGGGAUGACCAGAUGUUCUUUGUCCACAGGAGGUUUUUGCUAAAGCUGGUUAAUUAG